GCUUGCCAGUGGGUCAUUUUUAGUGCUUUGCCAUUUUUUUGACUAGCCGUAUUAUUUUCUCGAAGUUUUAUGUACCGUGAAGCGUUUGAUAAGUGUAGUAAAAUGAAAUUGCUUUUAGUGGAUUGAUGCAGUGGAAAAACAGUGUGUGGCCUUGUGAAUUAUAGAAGUGGUGCGGUCAAAGGGUUCAUUUUUUUUUGUUGGGGCAGGGCAGCCUUUUUAAAACUCAUAAAUCAAGGAUUAAAUCGACUUAAGAACAUAAGUCUGGGAAAAACAAUUCCAGAUUGCCAGACCAAGUGGAAAACUGCCCACCGAAUGGCUGUGGCAGUGGCAGUGGCCAAAAAGUCAACAUGCAAAUUGCCUGCGUCGGACCCAGCACCGAUCCCCAUCCAAACGAGAGCACCAGCAGCCAGCACCGGAGCCAGAGCCUGAGCCAGCAUCCGCAUCUGCAGAAGCAGAAGCCAGAGCAAGAGCAGCAGCAGGAGCAGGACCCGCAGCAAAAGCACAAUAAAAAUUGCCUAUAAAUGGGCGGAAGAGCAAAAGGAAGUGGAAAAGGAAGGCAGGACGGUCGUUCGCUGGAUGUGGGGGCCAUGGAUAUACGCACAAGGACAACAGCAGGAGGAGAAGAGCCAGCAGUAGCCGAGCCCCACCGAAUGGGGGGAGCAGGCCAGGGAGGAGUCAAACAGUACAACAAAGCCAACAAACUUCCGCAUAGGAUGCGCCGGAACGGAAGCUAUUUUGGCCGCCUGAAUGUGAGCGUGUUCCUCAUCUACUUGUGGUGCUAUCUGCUGCUGAUAAUGGCCGCAUCUGGCGGCAGCAACAAUGUGGUGAACGGCCUCAAAUGCUACUGCAAUCCGAAGGAAUGCGAUGUAAUACGCUCGCUCGACUGCCCCGGCAAGGGCCUGAUGCUCUGGGAUCCAUGCAAAUGUUGUCGCAUCUGCGCCAAGACCUUGGGCGAAUCCUGCGGCGGUCCCGGCGGUUUUUCCGGCCAAUGUGAGCCGCCCCUGCAGUGUGUGACCAAGCUGCCCAUUAGCAGCGGUCUGGGCGUGUGCAUGGAUUUGCAACACCUGACCGCCCUGACCUCCUCGCAUGACAACUGUACCGAGGCGGAGUCCAUUGUCUUGCAGCCGGGCUGCGAGAUCACCAACAAGCGCUGCCAGUGCUGGCCUAUCAUGCGCACCUGUCUCAGCGAGCUAUCCAGCGACGGGGCAUCCCCCAAUGACUCACGUUGGCACUUCAAGAACUUGGAGGACUGCCAGUUGAAUUUGCAAAAUCUCAUCAAACUCGAACUGGAAUUCGAUGGAGACUACAAAAUCUCACCGAGCAAAUUCACCUACAAAAAGCUCCGCAGAAAGCGAAAGUCCUUGAGGAAACGCAUCAUCAUCUUGGACGAUUGAGGGCCACACUCAGAAAGCCAUAUGUAACGUCCUCUCUCUCUAUUGUAUGUUCUCCGAAAAACUCAGCAAAAACCAAACGAAAGAUCUUGUACAGAUAGUAUGCUUACUUCUAAAUGAUAAUAUGGCUAUUAUAAAUACCAAUACAUAUACAUACAUAAAUACCUAUACAUAUACAAAGGGGAAA
Messenger RNA from Drosophila persimilis, 1578 nucleotides. RefSeq lists its product as uncharacterized. Gene Ontology annotation, cellular component: extracellular region. Bases 522 to 1394 code for a protein of 290 amino acids. The transcript has 7 exons. NCBI's taxonomy places the organism in Eukaryota, Metazoa, Arthropoda, Insecta, Diptera, Drosophilidae. Gene Ontology annotation, biological process: regulation of signal transduction; regulation of cell growth. The record is from RefSeq and is a predicted model, not a curated record. Gene Ontology annotation, molecular function: insulin-like growth factor binding.